Messenger RNA from Coregonus sp. 'balchen', 31120 nucleotides. The record is from the annotation of a GenBank genome assembly. NCBI's taxonomy places the organism in Eukaryota, Metazoa, Chordata, Actinopteri, Salmoniformes, Salmonidae.
AUGCUCAAUAAACUGAUAUCUCUCUAUCGCUCUCUCCCCUCCUCCUCCCCUCUCCCUUCCUCUCCUCUCCCCUCCUCUUUCCCUCUCCUAUCCUCCUCUCCUCCUCCCCCUCCACCCGUCUCUCAGCAGGUCCAGGGGCAGCUGCCUCCGUUGAUGAUCCCAGUGUUCCCUCCAGACCAGAGGACUCUGGCUGUAGCUGCUGCCCAGCAAGGCUUUCUACUGCCCCCCGGAUUCAACUACAAACCAGGCUGCAGUAAGUAGCAACAUUCUCCUAAAACUCACUAUUCUCUGUGGGUCUAGAUUGGGACAUCUCAGUGGUGUUGUUGCCACGCCACAACAAGUGUAUUUUCUACAGAGACAGGGACCCUCUCUCUCUCCCUCUCUUUUUCUCUCUCUCUUUCUCUCUCUGUCUGUUGGCUCAUUCCUUCACUUGGCUCAUCCUUUUGUCUCCAUUUUCAAUUUUCCAGUUUUUUCUUUGGUUGAAAGCAACAAAAAAUGCCUCAUCCUGUGGGACUUGUUAUUGGCCGCGGCAGUCCGGCUGUGAGGAAAUGUGUUGUUUACCGCGAGAAGCAACACGCGUGUGCCAGGAACGACAUUCCGAAUACCGUAGGAACAUGCCAGGGGGUAGCGUGACCUGCCCCAGGUUCCCUCACAUUAACACAGGCCCCCGCCAGAACAUGCAUCCAACACGCCAAUACAACACUCCUCGCACACGCCUCCCCCUACAGACAGACAGACUGGUCUCUCUAAGGUCCAGCUCCUCCCCCAGAAACUAACAGCUUCCUAAACAAGUCUCCUUCCAUUUUCAAUUAAUGCCAUUAUGUGCCAAUCCUCGCCCACUACCCACUUAAAGACCCCCACGUCUUAGAUGAUUAUUGCUGUCUUUUCUCUGCCUGAGCCAAGGAGAAUGGUGUUGACCUGAAUGACAGGUAGUGCUGCUGUUCUUCUGAAACAUCAACACUUGUUGACUUUUGAAAGUUAGUCUUAUAUUUUUUUGAACUAGUAGUAGACUUUACUGUCAUCACACACACUCCAUACAUACACAUCAUCUAUAGUACAUACUGUACAUCAGUGGUUCUCAAUCUUGGACCUGGGGACCCAAAGGGGUGCACUACACAACUGAUUCAAAUGAGCAACUCAUCAUCAAGCUUUGAUGAUUUGAAUCAGGUGUGUAGUGCUAGGGCAAAAACAAAAAGGACCAAGAUUGAGAACCGCUGCUGUACACAGUAAACACCACACACUGUAGACAGAACUCACACACACAAUAAACAAUUUGCCCAGUGUGGCCUCCACUCUAGUCCCUAUCAUAUCUCUCUCUCUCUCUCCUCUCUCUCUCUCUCUCUCUCUCUCUCUCUCUCUCUCUCUCUCUCUCUUCUCUCCUCCUCCUCUCUCUCUCUCUCCUCUCCUCUCUCUCUCUCUCUCUCUCUCUCUCAGUGAAAACUCUCAGUCCCGCCCAGUAGUCUAAGGAGCAGGAGGAGAGACCCACACAUCCACUGAAAUAAUUAUCCCUCUAAAAAAUGCUUCUUGAACCCUGGCAUUUCUUUUGUCCCAGAGUUGUAUGGGAAAAAUGUUUUGGAGAGGCUGACUGCUGAAGUCUGGUUUAUUGCUUAUUGAGACGGGGUCCUGGAUGGAGUCCUGGAUCAGGACUGACCGUUACAAGGCCAGGCACACACACAGACACACACACACCAGUGCCAUGGCCGGAGAGGAGAGACCCAGUGUAUUGGCCUGAUAUAGCCUUGUGACCAAGUCACUCUGGGACCCAGUCAGAUAUGCAGGGUCAUACCCUGAGAACAUUCUGAUGUAUUAGCAUCACUGUUUAUAUCUGACUGUCUAUGCCCAGUAGCACACUGGAAUAUGACAGUAAUAUUCCACCAUCAUUGCAUUCAUUUUAAUAGAUACACCCUUUAAUUAAAUAAAUGCAUACAUUUAUCAAAACAGGAGUAUCUUUCACUCUCUUAUUUUGUGUUUAACACAAAUAACAAACACUAUAAUAUAACUGUCUAGGAAUAAGAACACCGGUGGCUUGUUGAACCCUGUCACCCCUACUGCCCCCUGUAUUCUCCCUCUAUUCCUGCUCCGCCUGUCUUCUCCCUUCAAUCCCUCCUCCCCCUGUCUUCUCCCUCCAUCCCCCCUCCCCGUCUCCUCCCUCCAUCCCUUCUCCCCAUCUCCAUCCAUCCCUCCUCCCCCUGUCUUCUCCCUCCAUCCCUCCUUUCUGACCUUUCCCUCCCAUAGUAAUUACACGGGCCCUAGCUAUCUGCAGCUGGGUGCUAAUAACCUGCUCCAUUCUUUUUUAUUUCCUAUUCUCUCCAUCCGUGAUUCAUCAGCCUUCACUUACUGCCGACAUGGGCUACUGAGAGAGAGAGAGAGAGAGAGGAAGAGAAGAGAGGAGAGAGAGAGAGAGAGGAGAGGGAGAAGAGAGAGAGAGAGAGAGAGAGAGAGUAGAGGAGAAGAGGGAGAGAGAGAGAGAGAGAGAGGAGAGAGAGAGAGAGAGAGAGCGAGAACAAGAACAAGCAUAGAGAGAGAGAGAGCAUAGACAAAGAGCGGAUAGAACAGAGACAGAGACAGAGAGAGAGAAAGAGAGAACAGAGAGAGCGCGGCGAAGAUGACGUCGCCCUUGCUGGCUUAAUUACGUCCAGGGCGUCUUUAUCUUUGAACACCUUCAGAGUCUUUGUCAGGAGGUAUUAGAGAGAGGCCACACAAUCAGCCUUUCAUUAGGACACACCAGACACAGGACAAAGAAGGGCUUUAGAAUGGACCAGAGAAAGGGAGGGAGCUCAGAUGGAGGGAUGGAGGGGGAGAGGGAGGGAUGGAGGGAGGGGAGGCAGAUGGAGGGAUAUAAUGGAGAACAAGGGGAGAGAAGAGUAAAGGGUUUGUCUGGACUGCAGGUAGAGGAGGAGAGAGAGAGAUGGGAUGGGGACCAUUUGGCCGUAGUAGAGGACAGGGAGGAAGGGAGGAAGUGAAAGGAGAGAGGUCUCACACAGGAGUGUCAAAGCUGUAGAAAGAGGAAAAGAAGGUAGAGGGGAGGUAGAGCAAUUUAUGGUGAAAGGGUGAGAAAGGGCUGUUUUAGUGCACAUAGAGGAGUGUGAAGGUGUUGAGAGAGAGAGGCACAGACUGAUGUCAAACACAUAACUGGUAGGGAGACACUGAACAGGAAAAAGAAGGAGGGAGUGAAGGAAGAGAGGAAGGAGAGAUAGCUGACGUGUCUUUUUUAUUUUCCUAUGUCCAGGUGACCCUUACCCUCUCCAGCUGGUCCCUACUACCAUGGCAGCAGCUGCUGCCGCGGCAACCCCAGGCCUCGGUCAACUACAGCUCCAGGUAAGACCAACACCAUGACGAUGAUGAUGAUGAUUUUAUAUCAAUUAACAUUUUCACCAAUAUUUCAAUUUCCUCCAAAUGCCUCCCAAAGCCUUAAUACAGAGAGUAAACCUUUCUAUUGUAACAUUGCAAUGUUGUUGUGUUUUAGGUCCAAGGAUAUCGCCCUAACUCAGUGGUUCUCAAUCCUCUCCUCGGGGACCCCCAGACGUUUCACAAUUUUGUUGUAUCCCUGAACUAGCUCACCUGAUUCACCAAGUGAAGGGCUUGAUAAUUAGUUGACAAGUUGAAUCAGGUGUGCUCUGGAAUAGUUCAAAUACACGGAACAGCUGGGGUGCCGAGGAGAGGUUUGAGAGCCACUGCUAACUUACUAAACUGGUGGUUCUGGUUUCUGUUUGAUGACAGUGUUAGGUUACCAUAGUGAUGCUCUUUUGUUCUGGAUUAGAGACCUUGAGUAGAGAAUAGAAUCACUAAAGUGCUACUUAUUGUUCACUCUCAUAAGUCUGGAGCCAUAGAAACCCCAACUAUUCAGUUAAAAAGACCAAAUACAGAGCAAAGUCUGCAGUUUUGUCACUCUGGCUCUGUAAUAUUUUGAAUAUUCUGAAUACUGUGUGUGUGAAUGGUAGGGACGGAGAGGGUCUGAAGUGGGGAUCGACAGGACUAUUGAACAGUUUGGAGUAGACUCCAACUACAACAACCCAGCCUGGUGGUGCUUACAGGUUAGGACACACACUCACACGCACGAAUGCACACACACACACAUACAUACACACACACACAUUCCAGUCCCCAACACACACAAUUACACACUAUUUCCCUCGUCUUUUCCUCUCCCUCCUCUUCUUCCCUCGUUUAUCUGAGAGAGUAGCCCACUUGUUCACUCCAUCUGAUAAAUCUGGACAAGAAAAAAAGAAUGAUCAAAAAACGAAAGACAAAAAAUCCGUAACAUCUGUUCCUCCACUCUGAGAGGAUGGAGGGAUGAGCCCAUCUUUAGCACUUGCUGCCUCCCUCCGUCCCUCUCCCUCCCUCUCUCCGCUCUGCAUAUUUAGAAUAAGUGGGCUAUCGUCAGUUAAUCCUGACCCCGGAACAGAUCUUAGGGUGCGUCCCAAAUGGCACCCUAUUCCCUACAUAGUGCGCUACUUUGGUCUAAAGUAGUGCAUUAUGUAAAGAAUAGGGUGCCAUUUAGAAUGCAGCCUAAAUAUGCAGAGCGGAGAUCUUAGCCACAGAUCCGCGACUGCCUCAGGACCCCUCUCUCAGGGGUUAAGAGCCUGGGCGGGCGUCCUCUCUGCUGCCUGUCUGAAAUACAUUAACCCCAGAAGAUCAGUGGACACAGAGCACACUCAGACCUAGGUUGUCCCGCAACGCAUUAUCACUGUAAAGGCAGGGGAGGUGACACACACACACACACACUGCUGAACACACACACUCAAUUAGUGAAACCCAGCUGCACCAAGCAAGCUACGUAUUUGCAUGCAUAUUACCAGAAGAGGACAGCUUUCUCGCUUAACCUGAGCUCACACACACACGCGCACACACACACACACACCAGGCUGGGUUAUAUAGGUUAAGCGUUGCCUGUUAAAUACAUUUGCACCUGUCUGACUUACACAGUCAAUGCACCAGAUUCAGUGUUGAUAUCGAACUAGGCUGAGCUAUGUAAUUCUAUCAUCAAAGGUAGGUGCUGUCAGUAUAGCUUCAUUGUGUGUGUGUGUGUGUGUGUGUGUGUGUGUGUGUGUGUGUGUGUGUGUGUGUGUGUGUGUGUGUGUGUGUGUGUGUGUGUGUGUGUUUGGGAGCGGGAGUUAUAUCUUGUCCCUGCAUGUCCUGAGUGAUUUUAUCACAUCUUGGCUCCAUAUGUUCCGUUGUGUUCAGAUUGAGAAAAUCUCCCCGAUUGAAGGGCUUUGUCGCAAGUCAAUUGGAUUUAAACAGAACAACAACAGCAAAAAAACUACAUCUAUCAACAUCGCUUGCUGGUGCUAGCUAGCAGCCUUCUUUAAAUCCCCUCAGAAAGAAAAAACCCAGAUUAAGUCUGUUACAAAGAAAUGAUUUAGUGAGGCUAACCCAAACACAAAUGUCUGAAUGUGGUAUAUUUCCUCUGGGAGUGUGUGUGUGCUGUGGUGUUUUACAAGCGGCUGUGUGUGUUUGUGUGUGUGUGUGUGUGUGUGUGUGUGUGUGUGUGUGUGUGUUCAAACGUGCAUGCUUGCGUGCAUGUGUGUAUGUGUUUUACAAGCUGUUGGCUGCUGAGCUCUGAGACUAACAUAACAAUUACCUGCCCCAGGGUCACAACCACUAGAGAUGAGGGAACGACAACGUAGCCGCCAAACAAUACACUGGGGCUGGUGGGACACACACACACACACACACACACUAAAACACACAGAAAGUCCUAUAAAGGCACACAGCAUUUGAACAAAGGCACACUAUGGCAUAUGUGCUCUCACAUAUACUCAUUUGAAUCAUGUUCAAGUCUCACACACACCCGCGCUGGUCUCUUAUUAGCAGCUGUGAGGAGAGGAGACAGUAGAGAUCUAUGUGGAACUCAUUUAGUCCAGGUCAUGACCCCUAUACCUCCAUGGUCUCCCCUGGUCUAUGUAGUCUGACAGAGAUAAGACUGGGACAAAGACUCCCUGUGAUGGUUACAUCCAUACAAUAACUACUCUGUAGUCUCAUUAUAACACACAAUAUAUGGCAGGGGAGUACGUAUGGAGGUAGGGAGAGAGAAAGAGAUAGAGAGAGAGGUAUUAUAUCAGUAGAGAUGAAAUGAAGAAAUCAAGGUAUGAGACAGGUACUUAGAGGGGUGAGGGAAAAGAGAGGAGGAGAGGAGUGAGUGAACCAUAGUGCUAGAGAGGUACAGUAUGAAGAGGGGAGUGAUGAGGGAAGGGAAGGGAAGAGGAGAGGAGUAUGUGAACAGCAGUGCUAGAGAGGUACAGUAUGAAGAGGGGAGUGAUGAGGGAAGGGAAGGGAGGAGGAGAGGAGUAUGUGAACAGCAGUGCUAGAGAGAUAUGAAGAGGGGAGGAAUGAAGGGAUGAGGAGGAGAGGAGGAGAGGAAAGAGUGAACAACAGUUCUAGAGAGGUAUAAAGAGGGUCAAUGGAGCGGGUCAGGCAUCAUAUGGGGAGGCAGAUGUUGGAACAUAUUGUACCGGAUCACUGCACUGUACACCGAAGAGAGGGAGGGAGGAAGGUGACAGAAAGAGAGGAUAGAGCGAGAACGAGGAGAGGGAGAGACAAUGUGUGUUAUCAGGACAUGUGCAUGCAUUGACACUUAGCAAUGCUGAUAAGGUGGCUACAGGAUAGUUAGCAUUGGAAACAUUAUUUCAGUGCUGAUAUCUCUGUAUAGACUAGUCUGUGAUGUCUGUGGGAAAUGUUUUUACUGAUCAAUACCAUAUAGGAGAGUAGGAAGAGCUCAUAUAGGUAGUAUCGUAGUGUCAGGACAUUCCAGUUCAAACACACACACACGCAUGCACACACACACACACACACACAACACACACACACACUGUCCCACCUUCAACUCAGUCUCAGACAGUGAGAGAAAGAAGUAUAAAUCCAUGCAGAUUUCAGAUCUUCUCAUUUUCCUUUGCAUUCUUAUUUGAUCACAAUACAACCUCCUUUCCUUAGAUCUUACUGCCACUUCAACAAUAGAGCUGAUAGAAUGAGAGAGUUAGAUGGAAAGAGAUAUAUACAGUACAUUCAAUUCUGACAGGUUUAAAGUUCAUCCCUGCUCUCUCUCUCUCUCUCUCUCUCUCUCUCUCUCUCUCUCUCUCUCUCUCUCUCUCUCUCUCUCUCUCUCUCCCCUCUCCCUCUCCCUCUCCCUCUCCCUCUCCCUCUCCCUCUCCCGCUCCCUCUCCCUAUCUCUCUCUCUUGUUCUCUCCGCUCUCUCUCUCUCUCGCCACACAACAAGCAACCAUCACACAGGCAGGCGAGGACAGUUAUCUCUAAGGGAAUCAAACAGGAGUAAUGGAAUAAUGGGUCUGUUGCGCAAUGGGCCUAGCUGACCAGAGUAAACAAUGGCUGUGGCCUGGACUGAACCCUCAUCUAUUCACACAACAAAGAGCAAAGAGGGAAGAAGAGAGCAUAAUCUGAGUAAAACUGGAGAUUAUUGACGGGAGAAGAUGUCUGUUACAGCCACACAAAGAUUCACAGAUCUGUUCUAACUGGCUGAGACCACAGAGGAGAGGCGGGAAAGAAAGGGCUUAGGGUGGGGGGUGUGAGGGGUGUACACAGACACACACACACACAGACACACACACACUUAUAGGAAUACACACACAGUAUCUUCUCAGGCAUACACACCUGUUUGUUCAUGUGUAAACACCCCAUUGUUUAGUUUUCUUUCUCGCAUUCUUGCACACACAUUUGUUCUUGAGCUUAUCUUGUCCACUGGUGCUCGCACACACACACACACACACACACACACACACACACACACACACACACACACACACACACACACACACACACACACACACACACAGACAUACACAGACACACACAAACACACACACAUGCAUGUGCACACGCAGACACACACACUCUAACGUACACACACACACACACACAUAGAACCCCCACAGAGCCUUAUAGUGAUGGACUAAGACUCACAUGAAGGGAUUAGGGUAGAGUGAGUAAGGAGAAUGAAAGAGGUUUAGAGAGUUGAAACGAACACAGCUCAGGGUUGAGAGACAGACAGGGGAGACAGAGACACUCCUUACAAAUCCUUUACUAACCUUCUCCCCUGUCCUCCCCCCUCCUCCCCACUCCCUGUCCCCCACCCCCUCCUCCCUGCACCACCUCCUAGUGCCUGGCUAGUGGCUGACAUUUAAAUUCCUUCGUCUCAACUAAGAUAGGAUUUUCCCCCUCUCACUCAUUGUGUUGUGUGUGUCUGUCUCCCCCUCCUCCUCCCCCCUCGGGUCACCCCGGGGGCUCCGCGCUGUCACUUCCUGUUUGAUGACAUGCGUGUCGUUUUGGCGAUGGGGCUAUGCUCUGGGCGUGCUCUGUAGUGUGUGUGUGUGUGUGUGGUGUGUGUGUGUGUGUGUGUGUGUGUGUGUGUGUGUGUGUGUGUGUGUGUGUGUGUGUGUGUGUGUAAAGUGACUGUCACUCUGCUCGCUGGCCCAUUGAACAGGCCUGAGUGAUGGGAGCUGGCCCCGUAAUGGAACUCAAUUCACACUGCAAAUAUAGCUAUGCUGAACCGCUGGUCCCAACGCACUAACACACACACACAACACACACACACACACACACACUGCCCGCGGUCUACUGGCCUCCCAGGCGGGUCAGAGCUGGUGGGGUGGGAGGGGAGAAAGGAGGGAUGGAGGGAGGAGAGGAGGGUGUGUUCAUGCUUGGGUUCACCCACGUCCAGGAGUCAUGGUGGGGGUAAUUGAACAGAAAUGACCAACAAGACCUUUAUUUCAUCAGCCAGUCCUGACCUACUGUACUGUGUCUCAGUGUUCAGUGCAACCAGUCUCAGAGCACAGCUUUAACAGAGGACCAGUAGAAAGACACUAAGAGAGGGUUGUGUGGGUGAGCAUCCCUACGUGUGAGUGUGCUAGCGUGCUUGUCAGAUAUUUGAAAAACACAGAAACGUAUUAAUAUAUUCAUUUGAGAUUCUCUAGGAAAACAAGUGCUUAGUGUGUGUGUGUGUGUGUGUAUGACUGUUGUUUUCCUCAAGAACAGGAUUGAAAUGUCUUUAUUAGAGAUAGCAGGAGGAGUGUGUCUAAUGGGAAGCAGUGGCUGAUGGGUAGUGAGAGCUGCCAUGGCCAUUUGCAUAAACCAGUCUUUGUUUCCCUUCCGUGGCCGGCGGCCAACCACCAACAGAAGGACGGAAGUUCCUCUCACAACAUAGUUGGCCGCUCCCAAACCCAAACCCUCCCUUUACAAACAAAUACAAUGAAAAACACAGCCCGUUUUGACUCAUAAACAGCUAUUCUCUUCCUCAUCUUAAAGACAAUUAGGAACAAACACAUUUGGUGAAAAUUAUUGUAAAGGAACAUGAAGGGAAUGGGAGAGCGUUGUUGUGGCGAGCAGAAAUAGCUGGAGGAGAAAAAGAUCUUGUGAUGAAUAUUGUAGCUCGUUCAUUUCCAAGUUUAUUAUGGUGUGUCUGUUGCUGUGGAAAUAUAUGCUUGAGAGUAUUAAAUACUUUGUCUGACAAUUAGACUGUGUAAAUAUCCAAGAGCACUGUCACUACUCUGGAUUAUUAGUAAUUUAGAUCUUAUUCUAAAAUGAAACCUCCGCUCCCCUUAGUAGAUAUUACUGGCAGAUAAUUUCAGCCACUUACUUGUUCAUUCUAAGCAGAAACCAGUCACUGUCUUCAUGCCAGUCUGAGAGUUAGUGUGUGUAAGGAUGCGUGUGCUUGCAUGCCUGCGGGUGUGUUGCCACCAGUGGCACAGAGCUUAGGUUUGUCCCGUCUGCCAAACACAUUCCCAACUUUUCCCCCUCUUUCUCUCCAUCCACUGACUCUCCCCAUCAAAAGCACUUUUUUACCUUGAGAGUCUCUCUCUGUCUCUGUCUCUGUCUCUGUCUCUGUCUCUGUCUCUGUCUCUGUCUCUGUCUCUGUCUCUGUCUCUGUCUCUGUCCUGUCUCUGUCGUCUGUCUGUCUGUCCUCUCUCUCUCUCUCUCUCUCUCUCUCUCUCUCUCUCUCUCUCUCUCUGAACCAGUAAGAUUCUGAGUGUUUCCUUCCCAAGAUGCACCCGAAGGGGACAUCUCUCACUCAGAGAUCGAGGCUGUUAGUGUGUUCCCACGGGGCCAUGUGGCAGGGGAAGUGACAGCGUCCCUCUCUCUCUCUGUCACCCAAACAGGCCAUCAGCCACUCACUCAUGGCCAACCAGGGCUUUUUAGCUGGCGUCUUCUUUUUGUUUGUAUGCUCUGAGUAUUCAUUUAUUCAUGUGUCCCUUUCUUGUUUCUCUCCCCCUCUUUCUACCUCUCUUCCCCCCUCUCUGUACCUCUUUCUCCCCCCCCCCCCCCCCCUCCCCUUCCCCUUCCCCCUCCCCUCCCUGACCCUCCCUCCCUCUCUCUAUAGCAGCUGUAUGCGGCACAGCUGGCAGCGAUGCAGGUGUCUCCAGGGGCCAAACACAGCAGUAUGCCCCAGACAAACCUGAACACCCACUCUCCCACCAACACACACCAAGAGAAGAGCCGCAGCACCCCACCGCCCAAACCCAAGGUACGUACCUCUGUGUGUGUUUUAGAGGUUUUUUCUGGGGUAUUCAUUCACGCAUGUGUGUGUGUUCCUGCUUGUUUGAGGCUCUUUUUUUGCAUCCAGUACCUUUUGCAUCAAAAGCUACAGGCUGUCAACCAGUCAUCUGCUGGUACUAAUCGUUCUCCUGAAUAAACUUACCAAACAACUUCUCUGAAGUCUGAACCACUUACCCAACUUUGCUGGACACAAUUUCUCUGGCCCACUCUCAGCUCUGUAGUGGAGGUAUGAGCAAGGCAGUCAGCCAUGUGGCCGUUGGCAUGUGUGAGUGUGUGAACCUCACUCUCUGACCAUAGGGCUAUGGGGGUCUGUGGGGGGUCUGUGUCCGUCCAAGCGGAAUCUUACCUCCAUGAAUAUCUGUGUUGAAAAUGCAGUGAAAUGCCCUCAGCAGACCCCCAGGGCCCCACAGUGGAGUGGUCACUCCUUUCCUCUCUCUUUUCUUCACUCUGUCCAUCUCUCCUUCCCCCUCUACUCCCUGAUGAGUUGUAAUCUCAGACAGAGAGAGACAGCAUGUCCAUGGUAUAGAUUAAGAUCCUUGGCUGACCCCAGCUCUCGUGACUCCGCGAUAGUGUCUAUCGAUUCCCCACUGACACUGUCCUCCCUCCCGGCACACACACUGACACACACAAGCACACACACAUACACACUGACACACUGCCCCCCUACCACGUCCCCCUGACCCCCUCCCCUGCCCCCCUGUCUAAUGCAGUCUGGCUCUGACACCAGCCUCUCUUCUGGUCUCAUUACCAUAUAUAUGGAGUGGCCAGGGAGGCAACUGUGGUCCUAGCGGGGGGGAAGGUCAGCCGUAAUGGCCGACAGGCAGACAGCAGGACAGGGGAGUGGACACGCACUGCUCCCACCAGGUCACCAUGGAAAUGGCUAGACCACUCACUGGUUCCACUUCCACUCAGUGCUGUGGCCACCACAGUCUGUCACAGACCCACUGUCAGGGUUCCCUUUUCUACUGCUUUCUCUCACUCUAUCAGCCUUUAGUUACGACUGGCCCAUUAGUCUCUCUCAAUCUCAGCCCCAGUUGAUUUUUAGCCCUCAUUCUCUCUCUCUCUCUCUCUCUCCCCCUUCUCUUUCUCUCUCUCUCUCUCUCUCUCUCUCUUUAUCUUUCUCUUCCUAUGAUGGGGUGAGGAGGAGGGAGGAAGGUAGCUUUCAUGUAUAUUUUAGAGGUGCUCUCUGGUCUCUGUCAGGUCUCUGUUCAUUUAGAGGCUCUUGCUGUAGUGUAGAGGUUGGCUGGCUGGCUUGCUGGUCUGCUGUAGACAGAUGUUUGGACUGAGGCGCACCGCUUAAGUGCUUUACCCUGGAGGGGGGAGGUACAGGGACACACGGCUACUCAGGUAUGGCCUGCUGGGAACAACAACAUACACAUUCACACGCGCACACACAUACAUACACACACACACACACACUCACACACACUGCCACUGACUUAAAGUGAGUUCCCCGGAAGCCACAGCUAGCUUUAGAAUUUUGAAUGAAUGACUGUCCAUGUGACAGAAACCAUGACCACAACCACUGUUAUCUUACUGUCCACUACACUGUGACUGCAUCUGGCUCACUGGAACCAGAGAAAAAGUGGCCACCAGCUAUUAUAAGCACUGACCACGUCUAAACACAGACAUGACCAGAGAUAUAUUUUCCUCUUCCCAGAGACUUUCAUUCUUACACUCAGCAGGUUAGAAAAAGAGAGACAGGAGCUUUCUCCUGUAAGUCCAACUGUAUGAGCCCCUCUCCUCUCCUCUCCUCUCCUCUCCUCUCCUCUCCUCUCCUCUCCUCUCCUCUCCUCCCUCUCCUCUCCCCCUCUCCUCUCCCUCCUCCUCUCUCGCUAGCAAAAAGCUCGCCUCUCCCUCGCCUCUCCCCAACCUCUCCUCCUCAUCUCUCUCCCUCUCCUCAGUCCUCCUCCUCUCUCGCCUCUCCUCUCCUCUCCAUCUCCUCAUCCUCUCGCUCAUCCUCUUCCUCCUCCUCUCCUCUCCUCUUCUCACUCUCCUCCUCCUCUCCUCUCGCUCUCCUCUCUCGUCUCCCUCACCUCCACCUGCCUUCACCCAUCACCUCACUCACCUCAACCUCACCAUUCUGUCCUCUACCAUCCCUCCCCCGUCGUCCUCCCCUGCUCCAUCACCCUCGUCCUCAACCUUUCCCUCCCCUCCCCACCAAGUGUAUUUAACAGUGUGACUGUACAGUCGAUCAACCCUGCAGGGCACAGUGGGGGCUAGAGAGGUGUAAAUCUGUUCUGUGUGUGACCACAGAGACCCUGGCUUGGUGUGAGCUGAAGCAGACCUCAGCCCACCAGCCAUAGAGCAGACAGGCCUGUGAUAGAUGAAUGGCCACGGCACUUCACACGCACACACACACACUCACCCUGGUGAGGAUAGAUGGCGGUGGCACACACACUUGUCCUGGUAAUUGAACCGUCAGCGACCUGAUAAGAUACAGAGAGAUGAUUUCACUUUCACGUGUCAGCACUUCACUGGGGGUGAAAUACAGGAGAAGCACUGCCAUGCAUCCCUGUUACUAUCACUCCUUUACUCCUCUGUCUCUCUGUCUCUCUGUCUCUCUGUCUCUCUGUCUCUCUGUCUCUCUCACUCUCUCACUCUCUCACUCUCUCACUCUCUCAAUCUCUCACUCUCUCACUCUCUCUCUCAGUCUCUCUCUCGCACACGCUUUCUCUCUGUCGCUCUCUCUCUCUCUCUCUCUCUCUCUCUCUCUCUCUCUCUCUCUCUCUCUCUCUCUCUCUCUCUCUGUCUCUGUCUCUCUCUCUAUCUCACGCUUUCUCGCUGUCUCUCUCGCUCAUUCUCUCUCUCUCUAUCUCUCUCCCUCGGCCUCACACAGGUUAUCUGUCCUGAGGUUUAAAGCUCCUUGAACAAUGUCUAGCGCAGGCACUCAGACACACACACACAUGACGAGGCCCAAGCUUCUCAGAGCCUGAGUCUCAACUAAUUCCCCCAAUACACUGGUAUUAUCCAUGUUGGCAACUUCCCACCUAAGGAUUUGUCUCUUUACCAAAAGACCCCAAUCCAGAGCACUGGGAAGGGAGGAGAGGAGAGACAGAGGCAUUAUCUGUAAUAAAUAUUCACGACUCUCUUCUUCCUCCAUUCAGAGGUGAGUAAAGCCCACUGUACAAUAAUAUGGGUCAGGAUUCAAUAGUGAGAGCAUGUGAGCAGCUCUUACUAAUGUUAACUCUAUUGUCUCCCAGCCUAGUGAAGACAUAUUUGGGGGUCCCUGCUUUCACACAGAUAUCUCUAAUGAGGGGAAUCCUGUUACAAUACAGACAGACAGAGAGAGAGACAGAGCGAGAGUGAGGUCUUAAUUGAGUUGUGGAAAGCUCAUAAUCAGACAAAGUCACUAUUAGCAGCCAUAUUACACAGCAUCCCUCCGCUGGCUUGCCUCUGAAGCUAAGCAGGAUUGGGCAUGGUGGAUCCCUGGAUGAAUAAAAUCCUAGUUCAGGGGUAGGCCACUAGAUUCAGCAGCAGACAAUUUUUGUCAGAGCGGGUGGUCGUGGGGCCGGAACAUAAUAAUAAUCAUUUGUACACUGCAAAUGACCACAAGUAAGCCCAAAAAGAGAUUGCAUUUGAAAAUAACCUAAUAAUUGAAUAGCUUGAUUACAUUGAGACAGAAUCACAUACUGUAUGUCUCUCUUUUUAUUCGUGAGAAUACUUGGGAACAGAUUUCCUAAAUUAAAAUAAUUGUACGAUUCAUUCCUGGUGAUUUUACAGUAUUUUCUGACCAAAAACUAAAAUACCCCCCAAAAAAAAGAACUGUUGGGGGGCCCAAAAAACAAAUUGCGGGCCGGUUUUGGCCAGCGGUCCGUUUGUUACCGACCCCUGUUCUAGAUGUAUUCCUAGCUAACCAUGGAUACUUUACCCCCUGUUGUGUGUGAGUGUUAAUUGUUGUGUUUUAAUCAGACAGAGUGGCUGUGUACAUCUGGCCAUCUCGCCGUGAUCUAACACACAUCCACCCUGGGUUUGAGGCUUGAUGCUCCUACUGUUGUCUACUGCUGUUGUCUUCCUCAAGUCUACCAAUAUACUGCUGAAACUCAACAGGUCACACCUCUCAGAGAGUCUUUACACGUUGCCUUAUAAUAUACAAAAAAAAACAAGCAUUUUUCUAUAUCCUUGUUUUUUCCAUCCACAUUCUUAUGAGCUAUUGUAAAAGCUCUCAGCUGGACUUAAUGGGCGACCUUGAAGAGGUUAAGUGUCUGAUAGGGGCUCUUAUGGUGUCCUUGUGAAGCAUAGUAUGCCUCGUGUGCUGUGGAUAAUAUAUUUUAUAAGUGUGCUAUGCGUGUCCUCUUCUGUGUGGCAUGUGCACGACUCACGAGCAUGAAUUCUCACCUUGAGGCAUGGCAUGUCCAGUACCUCUUUCAGGAGGCGGAGAAUGUGCAUGGCUCUCGUCCCAGGCAUGGGGAAAUGUAUAUGGUGAUGAACAAGCAAAGCAACAUACAGUAUGUAUUUUAGCUUUGUGAAUCUCAUCCUGUGGUUUGAGCAGAUGGGCCACAUGUUUGCCCACUCUGCCUUGCUGUAGAAUCCAAUCCAAGCCUUCUGAUUGGGCAUACGUCUGAGGUGAUCCUCAGUGAUUGGUUGAACCCACCCAGCGACCACUAGGCCACAACUGGUGUGUUUUGAUUUUGCAGGACGAGGGUGCUCAGCCCCUGAACCUGUCGUCCAAGCCUAAGACAGCAAGCGAGAGCAAGUCACCCACCUCCCCCGCUUCCCCACAGGUCCCCACCAUGAAGCUGGGCCACCAUAGCACCGGAUUAAUGAAACACAGCACAGCCCCCUCCAGCAUCGGAGGACCACCUUCCAGAGUCAGCUCCAUAGGUAAGGGACUGCACCCACUCACCAUGCAUAUAUACAUUGAAAAUAACACACACAUACAUACACAGUGCAUUCGGAAAGUAUUCAGACCCCUUCACUUUUUCAAAAACAAAAUUACGUUACAGCCUUAUUCUAAAAUGGAUUAAAAAAAAAAAAAUGUCCUCAUCAAUCUACACACAAUACCCCAUAAUGGCAAAGUGAAAACAGGUUUUUAGAAUUUUUUGCACAUUUUUUAUUUUUUUUAUUUUUAAAUGCCUAAUUUAGAUAACUAUUCAGACCCUUUGCUAUGAGACUCGAAAUUGAGCUCAGGUGCAUCCUGUUUCCAUUGAUCAUCCUUGAGAUGUUUCUACAACUUGAUUGGAGUCCACCUGUGGUAAAUUCAAUUGAUUGGACAUGAUUUGGAAAGGCACACGCCUGUCUAUGUAAGGUCCCACAGUUGACCGUGCAUGUCAGAGCAAAAACCAAGCCAUGAGGUCGAAGGAAUUGUCCGAAGAGCUCAGAGACAGGAUUGUGUCGAGGCACAGAUCUGGGGAAGGGUACCAAAACAUUUCUGCAUGACUGAAGGUCCCCAAGAACACAGUGCCCUCCAUCAUUCUUAAAUGGAAGAAGUUUUGAACCACCAAGACUCUUCCUAGAGCUGGCCAAUCGGCCAAACUGAGCAAUCGUGGGAGCAGGGCCUUGGUCAGGGAGGUGACCAAGAACCCAAUGGUCACUCUGACAGAGCUCCAGAGUUCCUCUGUGGAGAUUGGAGAACCUUCCAGAAGGACAACCAUCUCUGCAGCACUCCACUAAUCAGGCCUUUAUGGUAAAGUGGCCAGAUGGAAGCCACUCCUCAGUAAAAGGCACAUGACAGCCCACUUAGAGUUUGCCAAAAGGCACCUAAAGGACUCUCAGACCAUGAGAAACAAGAUUGAACUCUUUGUCCUGAAUGCCAAGCACCACGUCUGGAGUAAACCAGGCACCGCUCAUCACCUGGCCAAUACCAUCCCUACGGUGAAGCAUGGUGGUGGCAGCAUCAUGCAGUGGGGAUGUUUUUCAGCGGCAGGGACCGGGAGACUAGUCAGAAUCGAAGGAAAGAUUAACGAAGCAAAGUACAGAGAGAUCCUUGAUGAAAACCUGCUCCAGAGCGCUCAGGACCUCAGACUGAGGCGAAGGUUCACCUUCCAACAGGACAACAACCCUAAGCACACAGCCAAGACAACGCAGGAGUGGCUUCGGGACAAGUCUCUGAAUGUCUUUGAGUGGCCCAGCCAGAACCCUGGACUUGAACCCAAUCAAACAUCUCUGGAGAGACCUGUAACUAGCUGUGCAGCGAAGCUCCCCAUUCAACCAGACAGAGCUUGAGAGGAUCUGCAGAGAAGAAUGGGAGAAACUCCCCAAAUACAGGUGUGCCAAGCUUGUAGCGUAGCGUAGGGCGGCAGGUAGCUUAGUGGGUAAGAGCGUUGUGCCAGUAACCGAAAGGUCGCUGGUUCUAAUCCACGAGCCGACUAGGUGAAAAAUCUGUCGAUGUGCCCUUAAGCAAGGCACUUAACCCUAAUUGCUCCUGUAAGUCGCUCUGGAUAAGAGCGUCUGCUAAAUGACUAAAAUGUAAAUGUUAUACCCAAGAAGACUAAAGUCUGUAAUCGCUGCCAAAGGUGCUUCAACAAAGUACUGAGUAAAGGGUCUGAAUAAUUAUGUAAAUGUUAUCUUUUUUUAUUUUAUUUUAUACAUUUGCAAAAAAUUGUAUAAAAACCAGUUUUUUCUUUUGUCAUUAUGGGGUAUUGUGUGUAGAUUGAUGGGGUGGGGGGAGUGAAUGGGAAAAUGUGGAAAUAGUGAAUGGGUCUGAAUACAUUCCGAAUGUAUGUGGGUGUGUAUACAGUAUAUAUAUAUAUAUAUAUAUAUAUAUAUAUAUAUAUAUAUAUAUAUAUAUAUAUAUAUAUAUACACAGUAUAUAUACACAGUAUAUAUACACAGUAUAUAUACACAGUAUAUAUACACACACCCACACACACUUAACUAUGUACAAACAGAGAGAAGACACUUUACAGACACGGCACAUUACACACACUUUUAUGUUGUACUAUUUUUAGUAGUAGUGGUAGUAAUACAAUAAUAAUAAUAAUAAUAAUAACAAUAAUAAUAUUAGUAGUAGUAGCAGAUGUUUUAAGUAAUAACUAUGUACAUUAAUGCGAUUUAAUUCAUGUAUUGACAUCAUGUGAUUUAUUUCACUCACAUCACCAUUAAGUCGUUUUUUAAGUCAUUUAUUCAUGCUACACUGAUAGUUCACUGACUACAACGUGUGUUCACACAUGUAAAUAUGCUAUAAUUAGGGUUUUCCCAUUGUGUACGCCUGUAGGGUAUAUUAUUGUGAAGCGUUUAUUAGCAACUGAGAGAGGCAGGGAUGGUUAAGAGGGGGUUUGAAUAGGAGGAGGAGGAGGUGGAGGAGGAGGAGGAGGUGGAGAGAUGGAGGAGUGUGAAGGGAGGAGGGGAAAUGGAGUGAUGGAAGAGGAGAGAUGAAGGAGUGUGUUUUUCAGAUGAAUAGAGUAGCUGUGUGACAGACAGGACAUAUCAGAGAUGAGAUUAGACAAGCCUCUUACAGAACGGUACACACACACACACACACACACACACACACACACACACACACACACACACACCGCAAGGCUAUUAUAAACACACGGCACGGCUGUUAGAACUCACACACAAACACACACACACACAGCUAUUAUAAUACACACACACAUUCUAAUACACACACCCCUCUCCAUUUCUAACUUGUAUUCUUUCUAAUCUCAGUGUUUUUCAACAAAUCACAGGAUUUAAUAGCAGAUUAGUGGAUUUACAUCCCAGAUGUUUUUUGUUCUGAAAAAUGGAUUAGGUUGUAAAGUUUCAGACGGAACAUGUUGAGGCAAGCCGUUCAAUUUAGAUCACAAUGAUUGUCUGCCUGCUGCCACGGCACACAGUCUGUUUCCAUCUGUUCCUGUUCGAGUGUUUACCAGGUCAGAAGAAGAUUCAUGUUGUUAGCUAUUGCAGUCAAACACGGAGAGACAGGGAGUUAUGACAUGAAAUGGAUUUAAUAACACAUGUUUAUUAUUCAUUGGUUGUGUGUAUGUGUGCGUGCGUGCUUCUCUCUGUCCAGUCUCAUCACAGCAUCUGUCCUUGACUUCCAUCAGUCUGUCUCCCACAAUUCCGAUCUCUCCACAAUAACAGUCUGAGAGAGUCUGAUCUGAAGGACUGAACUCUGAAAGCCUGUCAGUGUCUGUGACCUCUACUGCUGAGACCCACUCUGUGUGACUCUCUAAUUUCAACAGUGUGUGGCCACUCUGAUGCGUUAGUGCCAGGGCAGAGCAGAGUGAGGGGCAGGGUAGGGUAGAGUUUGGGCUCACUGUUGGCCCCAGCCCUCCUAUCUGGGUCAUGCCUAGGUUGGCAAUCAGAUACACAAGGACACACACACAGUACACACAUGUGCACACGCACACACACACACACACACACACACACACACAUUAAAAGAGAGAAGAACGCAGACCCAGUCCAUCUCUGCUCACACACACACACACGUUCAUAUCCCCUAUUUCUAUCCACACAAACACACACACACAUUGAAUGCAGAUUAAAACCCACUACCAUCCAGCAAGCCAGCCAUCACAGCCCACCUCAGCGGUCUCUCUCUCUCUCCAGCCCUCUGCAUCCGAUUUUGCCGUUAUAACUUCUGAAAGAGUUCACUCCUCUGUCAUUACAAAUCUGAGAGCGUAAUCUGCCCUGAGAUGGCAUUAGCAGGAGGGAUUAGUGAUAGAUAAAGGGCCAUAAGCUUGGAGCAGCUCUUUGUUAGAGAUAACCCAGAGAUGGGGAGAGAGCGAUAGCACGGCCUCCCUCAUCCCUCCAUCCCUCCAUCCCUCCAUCCCUCCGCUAAGCCGCUGCAAUAAUGCAAAUAACAACGCUGAAAAGAAGUAGAGAAUCAUCUUUGAUAUGCGUUGGGCAGAUGUUUCCGGACGGGCAAAUUAGCAGGAUUUUGGAUUUAAUAGGAGUAAUCUUUCCGGGAUGCUGCCUGCCUGCGCUUUUCUACUCUUCAAAGAAUUCCAUGAGCUUUUGGAUGAAAAAAAUGAAUGGACAGUGAGGGAAUGUGUGUGUUUGUGAGUGUGGACAGGCAGGCGGAAAGGAGGUGUGUGUGUGUGUGUUUGUGUGUGUGCAACCACGCAUGCGUGUGUGUGUAUUUGUGUAAAAAAAACUGCAUCCCCUUUCAGGAGGACUGCUGGAGAGAAAAAAAUAGGAGCUUUUAAAUAAAUUUGAAUGAUGUGGAGAUUGGAGAUUUGAGGGAUUGGGCUUUAGAUGGUCUGUCAGGAUGCCUGUGCACACUGUGCUUACUGUUCUACAUGUGUUUCUAUCUGCCGCUGGGUGGGAGUGACAUUCACCACGGCAAAUAACAUCCAGACUUAAAAUGGCCCCUGUAUUGCUAGUGACAGAACUGCUGUGAAGAGACAGUGGCAGUGUUUUGACAGGGGUGUGAGUGUGUGUGGGUGCGUGCGUGCAUGCGUGUGAUCUGAAGGCCUCUGUCUCUCAGUGGAGGCUAAGAGAGCGCAGACCUGGCCACAGGUACAAACUGAGUCACACACACAGCCUUAGCAGUCAACUGGUCAGUCUGUGUCUGGGUGUUUGUGCGACUGCAUGUACGGGUGUUUCCCCUCUGGUUGUGUGUAUGGUCAUGUUUUUACCGUACCUCACAGUGGUUAAGGACAGUGUUUAUUCUGGAUGGCCUUAGAGACUAUUUACCUCCAAAUAGUUUAUCUCUUAAAGAGCUGGAGUGAUCUGCAAUCUGACAAACAGAGACAUACAGUACAAGUUUCCAUUUACAGUUGAACAAUAACGUUCUAUUCUAUUCUAUUUUUAUUCAAUUUUUUUGGUAUAUACAGUUGAAGUCGGAAGUUUACAUACACUUAGGUUGGAGUCAUUAAAACUCGUUUUUCAACCACUCCACAAAUUACUUGUUAACAAACUAUAGUUUUGGCAAGUCGGUUAGGACAUCUACUUUGUGCAUGACACAAGUAAUCUUUCCAACAAUUGUUUACAGACAGAUUAUUUCACUUAUAAUUCACUGUAUCACAAUUCCAGUGGGUCAGAAGUUGACGGUGCCUUUAAACAGCUUGGAAAAUUCCAGAAAAUGAUGUCAUGGCUUUAAAAGCUUCUGGUAGGCUAAUUGACAUCAUUUGAGUCAAUUGGAGGUGUACCUGUGGAUGUAUUUCAAGGCCUACCUUCAAACUCAGUGCUUCUUUGCUUGACAUCAUGGGAAAAUCAAAAUAAAUCAGCCAAGACCUCAGAAAUACAAUUGUAGACCUCCACAAGUCUGGUUCAUCCUUGGGAACAAUUUCCAAACGCCUGAAGGUACCACGUUCAUCUGUACAAACAAUAGUAUGCAAGUAUAAACACCAUGGGACCACACAGUCAUCAUACCGCUCAGGAAGGAGACGCGUUCUGUCUCCUAGAGAUUAACGUACUUUGGUGCAAAAAGUGCAAAACAAUCCCUGAACAACAGCAAAGGGCCUUGUGAAGAUGCUGGAGGAAACAGGUACAAAAGUAUCUAUAUCCACAGUAAAACAAGUAAUAUAUCAACAUAACCUGAAAGGCCGCUCAGCAAGGAAGAUACCACUGCUCAAAAACCGCCAUAAAAAAGCCAGACUACAGUUUGCAACUGCACAUGGGGACAAAGAUCGUACUUUUUGGAGAAAUGCCCUCUGGUCUGAUUAAACAAAAAUAGAACUGUUUGGCCAUAAUGACCAUCGUUAUGUUUGGAGGAAAAAGGGGGUACUUGCAAGCAGAACACCAUCCCAACCGUGAAGCACGGGGGUGGCAGCAUCAUGCUGUGGGGGUGCUUUGCUGCAGGAGGGACUGGUGCACUUCACAAAAUAAAUGGCAUCAUGAGGAAGGAAAAUGAUGUGGAUAUAUUGAAGCAACAUCUCAAGACAUCAGUCAGGAAGUUAAAGCUUGGUCGCAAAUGGGUCUUCCAAAUGGACAAUGGCUUAAGGACAACAAAGUCAAGGUAUUGGAGUGGCCAUCACAAAGCCCUGACCUCAAUCCUAUAGAAAAGUUGUGGGCAGAACUGAAAAAGCGUGUGCGAGCAAGGAGGCCUACAAACCUGACUCAGUUACACCAGCUCUGUCAGGAGGAAUGGGCCAAAAUUCACCCAAUUUAUUGUGGGAAGCUUGUGGAAGGCUACCCGAAACGUUUGACCCAAGUUAAACAAUUUAAAGGCAAUGCUACCAAAUACUAAUUGAGUGUAUGUAAACUUCUGACCCACUGGGAAUGUGAUGAAAUAAAUAAAACCUGAAAUAAAUAAUUCUCUCUACUAUUAUUCUGACAUUUCACAUUCUUAAAAUAAAGUGGUGAUCCUAACUGACUUAAGACAGGGAAUUUUUACUAGGAUUAAAUGUCAGGAAUUGUGAAAAACGGAUUUUAAAUGUUUUUGGCUAAGGUGGAUGUAAACUUCCGACUUCAACUGUAUAUGAUUUAAUUCAAACUAAAAUACACACAAAUAAAUUACAAAAAAAAACAGAAUUCCUGAUAUUUCCCCUCAUUUAGUUUUUAUUAGGAACAUGCUCUCCUGUGUGUCUGUGUGUCUGUGUGUCUGUGUGUCUCUCCAGACCUGUUGUCAUCCCUGUCCUGUCAUCCAGUCUCUAAUAUUAACAUAUCCUCUUCUCUGUGUCUGUCUCUCUCCCUCAUCAGACCUGCUGUCAUCCCUGUCCUCGGGGGGCUAUCUGAAUGACCAUGAGGCUGUGACCAAGGCUUUCGCUGAGGCCAGGCAGAUGAAGGAGCAGCUGAAGAGAGAACAGCAGGUGUUGGACGCCAAGGUGGCCGCUGUCAACAACCUCAGCCUCAACAACGGACGCUCCGACAAGGUCAGAUAUGUUAGUACAUCCCUAACCUUCCAAGUAUUAUUUUUUAAACACAACCACAUGCCUUCUGUCCUCAUACAUUACUUAUGUUGUAUUAACAGGAUAUAAUCCUGUAUCCUGACCUUGGAUUUAAGAAAUAGGAAUAAAUUCCCCUCUAGAAAAGUAGCUACAUUAUGAUAAAAAAAUAAAAAUAAUAAUAAUAAUAAUAACAAAAUAAAAAUGAACCAGCACUUGCACUAGACAACCCCUCCCCUUUUCAAGCUCUGACCCUACUUAUAGCUACUUUGUUGAGGAAACAUUCACUUUCCAUUACACUUUCUAUGCCUGUGAUAUGUGGUUGUCCCACCUAGCUACAGUAUCAUAAAAUGAAUGCACUACUGUUAAGUCUGCUAAAUGACAAAAAUGUAAAAUAUAUAUAUAUAUAUAUACAGUGAGGAAAAAAAUAUUUAAUCCCCUGCUGAUAUUGUACGUUUGCCCACUGACAAAGAAAUGAUCAGUCUAUAAUUUUAAUGGUAGGUUUAUUUUAACAGUGAGAGACAGAAUGACAUCAAAAAAAUCAUGGAUGUUUCCACCUCCAUGUUUGACGGUGGGGGUGGUGUUCUUGGGGUCAUAGGCAGCAUUCCUCCUCCUUCAAACACGGCGAGUUGAGUUGAUGCCAAAUAGCUCCAUUUUGGUCUCAUCUAACCACAACACUUUCACCCAGUUCUCCUCUGAAUCAUUCAUGUUCAUUGGCAAACUUCAGAUGGGCAUGUAUAUGUGCUUUCUUGAGCAGGGGGACCUUGCGGGCGCUGCAGGAUUUCAGUCCUUCGCGGCGUAGUGUUACCAAUUGUUUUCUUGGUGACUAUGGUCCCAGCUGCCUUGAGAUCAUUGACAAGAUCCUCCUGUGUAGUUCUGGGCUGAUUCCUCACCGUUCUCAUGAUCAUUGCAACUCCACAAGGUGAGAUCUUGCAUGGAGCCCCAGGCCGAGGGAGAUUGACAGUUAUUUUGUGUUUCUUCCAUUUGCGAAUAAUCGCACCAACUGUUGUCACCUUCUCACCAAGCUGCUUGGCGAUGGUCUUGUAGCCCAUUCCAGCCUUGUGUAGGUCUACAAACUUGUCCCUGACAUCCUUGGAGAGCUCUCUGGUCUUGGCCAUGGUGGAGAGUUUGGAAUCUGAUUGAUUGAUUGCUUCUGUGGACAGGUGUCUUUUAUACAGGUAACAAACUGAGAUUAGGAGCACUCCAUUUAAGAGUGUGCUCCUAAUCUCAGCUCGUUACCUGCAUAAAAGACACCUGGGAGCCAGAAAUCUUUCUGAUUGAGAGGGGGUCAAAUACUUAUUUCCCUCAUUAAAAUGCAAAUAAAUGUAUAACAUUUUUGACAUGCGUUUUUCUGGAUUUUUUUGUUGUUAUUCUGUCUCUCAUUGUUCAAAUAAACCUACCAUUAAAAUUAUAGACUGAUCAUUUCUUUGUCAGUGGGCAAAUGUACAAAAUCAGCAGGGGAUCAAAUACUUUUUUCCCUCAUUGUAUAUUUGUACUGCAAUGCACUAUAUUAUCCUACAAUGUGGUGUAAUAUGAUACAAUAUGUUGGAAUUUAAUGUAAUAUUCUAGUAUAAUUUACCUUUAUAAAAUAUAUUACAACACAUUACCACACAAUAUUGUGUAAUAUGAUAUAAUAUGAUACAUUAAGAUGAAAUGUAAUUCAGCAUUAUGUCGGUAUAUAUUGAAACGGUCUACAUAAUUGUCAAUAACCUGUGCAAUAAGAGCAGUAAAGGUACAUUAGUCAGCUAGAGGAACCCUUGGCUGAGGUAAUGAGUGUGUGUGUGUCUGUGAGGCGUGCUCGGGGCAGGUUGGGUGUUGGGGGAGGCUGGAGGAAGCGGGGGAGGUAGGGGAUGCAGGAGGAGGGCCGGGGAGCCUGCUAGCGAAGCGUAGAGGAGAAGCUAAUACGAAGUGACGGCGCCUGCUUCUCGGCAGCGUGGCUAAAUUGUGGUUAUUUGUUAAACACACUGGGAGUCAGCUGGUGCACACGCAGAGGCACACACACACACAAGCACAGCAGCGCGUUGGAUCUUAAAGAGCAUCUGCACUGCUGACAUUCAACAGCUCUCUCUUCUCUCUCUCUCUCUCUCCUCUCUCUGUCUCUCUCUCCUCCAUCCCUCUUUGAUCCUCUCUCUCUCUCUCUCCUUCUCUCUCCUCCUUUCUCUCUCCCCUCCUCUCUCUCUCUCUCCUCUCUCGUCUCUCUCUCCCAUCUCUCUCUCUCUCUCUCUCCCCUCUCUCGCUCUCUCUCCGUCUCGUCUCUCAUCUUUCACCGUCUCAUACUCUAAAAUGCAUAUCUUCCUUUAAAGCAACGUAAUUAUUCAGAGUUGACUUUCAAUGUGAACCCCAUGCCGUAGCUCCUAGGGACUCUGACCUCCAACUCUCUCUCCCAGUCUCUCCCUCUCCCCUCUAAUUCAUUCUCGAUACGAUGACAUCUCUUUCCCUAUCCUCUUGGUCUCCGCCUUCAUUAAUCCAGCCUCUCCAAAAUAAAAGGGUUUUCUCUCCUUCACCCUCCAUUUGGUCCCCCCUCCCUCCUCCUGGUUCCCCUCAUUCCUUUUCCCUCGUUUCUCCACUCUCUUCUUUCCACCUUCCUUUAUACCCCUUAAAGGUCUUUUCUCUCCCCGCUCUUCCCCCUCUCGGGUUUAUCGUUAUUGCUCAUUGCCUCCUCCAUCCCAGGGGAUCUGGGCCUUUUGGCAAAAUCUCCCACAUGCCCCGUCUCCCUUUUCAUUUCAGGGGGCUUUGCCUUUCUAAGGGUCCCCCAUCUCUGUCCCUUUUCCCCCCUCCCUUUCUCUCUCUCCCCUCUUCCCUCUUUACUUUCAUUCCUCCCCAAAAAUUCUCUACCUUUUUCAUUGGCUUUCCCCUCCUCCUAAAUUGGCAUCAUUUGUGAAAUUAAUCCCCUUUUGUCCCAUUAUUUUUUCUUCUUUUUCCUUUCCCUUCCCAGUUGUCUGGAAAAGGUAAAGAAAUUGAAGGGGUUUAAAUGUGGUCUAAGGGUUUUCUGGAGGGGGUGGGGACUCGGGGAUUUGGGUUUGGGGGUUUGCGGGCGUGUCGGGUUGGAGUAAGUGGGGGGGGAGAGGGGAAGGUGGUGGAGAAGGGGGGGGCUCUAACGAGGAGAAGAAAGGCGCCUCUCGGCAGCUUUAAAAUUUUUUUUAACCCGGAUCAUUUGCCCCUCGGGAACCCCACAACACGGGUCUUAAAUUUAACUGUUUUGGGAGAAAUUUCGGGGGGGCCCGAACGAAAUCGGAGAGCCCCAAAAAGGGAGAAAAACCCCCCCCUCUCUCUCUCUCUCCCUCUCUCUCUUCCAUCCUUCCUCUCUCCUGACACAUUUACAGUCUCAUACCUAAAAUGGACAAUCUUGCAUUUAAAGCAAGUAAUUUAUUCAGAGUUGACUUUCAAUGUGAACCCCAUAGCCGUAGCUCCAUAGGGACCUGACACGUCCACUACUCUCUGCCCAGCUCUCCCCUAAUCCUCUGGGGUUAUAAUUGUCCUGAUUGCUGGGUGGAUGGAUGAAGCUGGAUGAACAACAAUAGAAUAAUCAUCCUCUGCUUCUCUCAGUCUCAGUCCUCUAUAGUGUAAAAUAGAGCAGACCAUGGCCAGCUGAUUUCUAACACAUGAAUAGAACAAUGUGGAGGUUGUCUACUAUACUAUAACUCUGACUGAAGGUUACCUCUGUAGCACAUGGUGCCUGCGUUUUGCGUUCAGUUUGUUAAACAACUUCCAUACCUCAACUUAUUCUCAACUCUGACAUUGUUUGGUCCUAAAAAUUAUAGAUCCUCAAUCAGUAGUACCUUAAGUGGUUAUUGAUAUCAGUAAACCAUUCUUCAACCCUUUAAAUGGUUUGGGAUUGAUUGGCUUUGAGGUUGCAGUGAACAUUCCAUACAUACAAUGACACAGACACUGAUCAAUACUAGCAGUGUUUCAAUAUCUGGGACAGGGAGUUAUCUAGUGUCACUUAUUUCGCCUGCAAGUCAUCUCUGCAGCAUUUUUCCCUGAAAUAGUUUCACGCAGACAAAUCCCUUUCUCACACUUGUUCUCUUUCUUUAUCACUGUCUCCACUCUCUCUCCUCCUCUCUCUGUCUCUCUCGUUCCCUCUCUUUAGCGAUUAUAUUUAUUCAAAUCUGAUGAAUUAUCUCAGCUGAACAAUUAAAUUGUAGUGCUGUAAAACAGCGACAUGCAUUUCAUUAGGCUGGUGCCAGUCUGUCUGGGUCAUCUUCUAAUGGUUAGGCCAGGGCUGGAGUGUUGUUUUUAAAGAUGCACCGCUUUUGGGAUGGAUUCUAAUCGUAUAAUUAAGCUAUAAAUGCAGGCGUGUGUGUGGAGCGUCUCUCUCUCUCUAAUGGAUCGACCCCAAGGGCCUCACAGAGAGGGAGAGAGACAUCCAGCAUAACCAUGCAGGUGGCUGCUGGGAUAUAACACACACACACAUACACAGUCAUUCCCAUACACACACACAUCCAAUCAGAGCAGAUGGACACAAACAUAAUCUCAACGUCGUCAGCUGUUACCUGUUUUAGUGCCAGUCUUGCCCUCUGCCCCCCUUGUCUCCACCCUGCCACAUAGACAGGCUGGUUACAGACCAGAGCACAAUGCUUUAGUGCCAACUAACUAUGCCCUCUGCCCCCACUAAGCAAGCCUAACAACACAGGUACACACACCCUCUGACACACAUCCAACAUACAGUAUCUACAUGUGCUAAUCAAUAGCUUUAUAGCCUGGUUAUUGACUGAUAUGUUCACCUAACGUGUUGAUUGACUGACGCCUGUAUCUCUCUCCCCCCUGAGAACAAAGCAGUCUAAUGUGUCUAAAGAUUGAUUGAUUGUCUAUAGAUACUUGAUUGAUUGGUUUCCAUGUUGACUGACUGAUUGACUGACUGUUUGUCUCUCUCCUCUCCAGGACAAGGCAGCUCUGGAGAGUCUGAGCCACCAGCUGAAGCAGCAGUCAGAGGACAGAGAGAAGUUCAGCCACGCCAUGAUGGACUUCACCAUGAGUGGAGACUCAGAUGGUAUGUGUUUGUGUGUGUGUGUGUGCACAAACAUGCGUUUGUACUUUGUCUUAAACAGUGUGUGUGUGUGUGUGUCUAAGACUGUAUGCAUAUAUGAAUAAGUGUGUUUGAUUGUGUUAAUGUAUGUGUAUACAUCCCCCUCCUCUCCCACAGGCAGCCCCAGUGUGUCUGAUUCCAGGAUGUUCCGUGAGGCCCGGGGCCGAGGCAACAGCGAACCGCACAUUAAACGACCCAUGAAUGCUUUCAUGGUCUGGGCAAAGGAUGAGAGGAGGAAGAUUCUCCAGGCUUUCCCCGACAUGCACAACUCCAACAUCAGCAAAAUCCUCGGUAAGACUAAGACCCCCUCCAGACAAGGAGAGGAGGGAAAGGGGGGUGUGAGAGGGGAGAGAAGGAGUGUGCCUGCCUUUCAGGGAAGAAUAGAGAGAGAGUGGAAGAUGGAAGACAGGGGGAGAGAGAGGCAUGAGAAUGAGCUGAUCCCUUGUGGUGUGGCCAGGCUGCGCUCUCUCUCUCUCUCUCUCUCUCUCUCUCUCUCUCUCUCUCUCUCUCUCUCUCUCUCUCUCUCUCUCUCUCUCUCUCUCUCUCUCUCUCUCUCUCUCUCUCUGUGUUUCCUCAGGCGCAGAAGAAUACAUGAUCUCUCUGCCCUCUCCCCCUCAACUCCUCUCUAUGGAAAUUACUUCUCCAUGUACUUAGUUAUGUACAUGUGUGUAUGCAUGCUUGCCUGCCUGCUUUCUUGUGUGUGUGUUUCUCUAUUCCCUUCCUCCCUAGCUACACCACAUCAGUACUCAGUCAUUGUCACUGUGCUCUGUGUGGCCCCUAUCGCACACCGUACCUCCGUCUCUCUUUGUGACAGCAGCACUCUGAUUGACAGUAUCUUUUGUCCCGUUCUUAUCUUUGGUUGCCUGAACAUCUGUAGUGUAGUUAGCUAGCAGUGCUACUGAGACGGAGGGCUGUGAACCUAGCGGGGUCCCCAGAGACACACAACGUCUAAGGCUGGGAGAGAGACGCGACACAAUCCACAUACACGCACACACACACACACGACACACACACACACACACACACACACCGUUCCCUGUUCCUCACAAGAAGCGGUAUUGUGGAACUAGCUCUUAAUGACUAGCUCUGGAGAGUGAACGGAGAGCUCCAACAAUGAUGAUAUAAUUCAUUAUGCAUUAAACAAGCACUCCAGUCUGUGACAUUCUCCCCAGACCUCUGGGAUUGUGUUUGACAUUUUAAAGACCUCCUAAACGUUUUAUAACACAGGGAAAUCUGGUUUUAAUAAGGGCCUGCUCUCGAUUGUUAACAGAAGGAGUUUCCUAUUCCAGCAGGGAAGGUAAAGUAGUGUGGUAGCUAACCAGGCCAGCACAGACAGCUUUUAACCAUUAACAUGCAGUAGGAGCAAGAGUGUAAAUUCAGCCCAGAUACACACACACCCCACCACACACACUGGGGCCAGAUCACGAUAGACACACAUGCAUGCUUAUACACUGCAGCCAGAUACACUGUAAAGAGCCAGAUUGGAGAAGAUGUGUUUUGGUGGUUUAGAAUUUGGUAGGUCUUCUGCAAAGAGGCUGUGAACAUAUUGUACGUAUUGUAUUUAAAUACAAUUGCGUGCAUGCUUGCUGUGUGCUUGCUUGUGUGCCUGCUUGCAUGCUUAUGUGUGUCGGUGUGUGUGUCUGCUUGCACGCUCGUGUGUGUGUGUGUUAAUAAGGUCAAUGAGGACAGACAGAGUGAGGUAAUCAUUUUGAACUCUAAUGAUGAGAUGAGCACAGUGAACGAGGACGACACUUAACCUGCUUUCAACUCGCUCUCCCUCGCUCUCUCCCUCCCUCUCUCUCCCCCUCUCCCUCUCCCUCUCUCCCUCUACCAUCCUCCCUCUCUCUCCAGGUUCUCGUUGGAAGUCCAUGACUAACCUAGAGAAGCAGCCAUACUAUGAGGAGCAGGCCAGGCUGAGCAAGCAGCACCUGGAGAAGUACCCUGACUACAAGUACAAACCCCGGCCCAAACGAACCUGUCUGGUGGACGGGAAGAAGCUGAGGAUUGGAGAGUACAAGGCCAUUAUGAGGAACCGCCGGCAGGAGAUGAGACAGUACUUCACUGUGGGGUGAGUGAGUAACCAACUAAAACCACACACACACAAACUUCCGACUGUGGGAUAAAGUAUUUCCUCGCAAGGAGUUUUUUCUAAAACUUUUCUUUGUGGUCUGAGUUUACUAUAAAGCACGUUGUGUCAACAGUUGACUGUAAAAAUAGCUAUAUAAAUGCAUUUGAUGGAUUUAAUUUUAUUCAUCCAGAUUUCUACAUUAUAUUAUGUUAUUAUACUGUACUAACUGUUGUAUUGUGUUUUUCUCCAGACAACAGGCCCAGCUGCCCCUGUCCUCGGCGGGCGUGGUGUACCCAGGUGCCCUCUCCAUGGCAGGUUUGCCCUCCCCCCAGAUGCCCUCGGAGCACUCCUCACUGUCCAGCAGCCCCGAACCUGCCGCCCCACCCCUCCAGACCCCCUACCACCCCAGCCUCAAGGGAGACGAGACCCGAGUCAAACAGGAGGAGCUGCGAUUGGACGACAGCAACGGUGAUGCGUACGACGACUUUGAUUAUGAGGACGAGGAGGGAGAUUAUGGAAGUGAUAACGACAACCACCAAUAAUCUGGAAGCAGAGCGAAUCAGAAUCAGAUACCCAGCUUCUUGCUGGAAACACCCCCGUCCGUCCACCAAUCCUGAGAGACUAUCCGUCCCUUAUAUCCAAUCACAUUCAAUGUCACAAACCUCGCCCUCCUUUACCCCUUAACCAACAAGGACUCUGGGAUCUCAGAGCCAAGCCCCUCCCAUUGGAAUCCCGAUACCAGCAACCGACCAAUGAAAUCAAGCACAGGACCUGUCACUCACACUGACUGUUACACCGACUGGAGUCUAGGAGGAGAAGAGCUGAUUGCCGUGACUUCUGCUGAGUACUACACAGUACUACAGCAUACUAACAAAGUACUACAAAGUUCUACAGAGUACUAGAGUAUUACUGCUGUGUACGCCAUAGAGGCAUGAUGAGAUAUACAUAAUGUCAUGAGUAAGCUACAAUAUGAGGAGAAAACACAGAAAAAACAACCUUUUAGACCAGUUUGACUUCAAAGAUACAUUUUUUUAAAACAGCAGGCCUGUCAGUUGAUUAAAGAGACACUUAAAAAGGUCGACCUGUUUGUUUAUAAAAGAGACACUUUUAAAACAGCUUUUUUUUCUUCUUGGUUCUAUGAUAUUCUCACUCAGGUACACGGUGCCAACAAGUGGCUUGUGAAUGUGAUUUGUUGUUUUUGUGCUACAGUUUUAAUAAUAGAUACAAAAUAGAAUUUUUCCCUUUUCAUUGUAAAGCACCUGACAGAAGUCAAAGCAAAAUUUUUAUUUACAAUUAUUAUUCUUUCUUCAACUCUGCAGUGUACUAUCAGCUGAUAUCCUCCCUCUGUGUGUGUGUGUGUGACUCCCCUUAUGAGAGUCAAAAUGGGACAGUCCAGUCAGGGCCAGUGUUGGACUGUGAGGACCGGCUCACUUCAGGGGACUGUGGGGGGGGGGGACCUCAGAGUCUCUCAUCAUGGGCAAGCUUGGACAGUACUGUGUGAUGAGACAAUCUCCCACCAACCCUCUUCUCUCCUGUUACACUCUCGCUCUUUUACCUUUUGUUUACCUUUCCUUUAUUCUGAUCAUGAGGACUUUGUGUCUUUGGAAGGUACAUCCCCCUGUAUGUGUGUGAGAGUGUGUGUAAGCAAACUUGCUGUGUGUGUGUGUGUUUAGUCUGUGUGAGCUGGUCUAGUCAUCACUAGGUCCCAGAACUCUGUCCCUUUCCAAGACAAACAGACAACACUGGAGUUUCCCCUGUGAGCCCCCAGAACUUCAGUAUCCUGGUGUAUAGAGACAGAGAAAGCCCUAUGGCUCUCUUGUA